CUUCAUCUUUCAAACGGCGGCAACGUUACCGAGGAACAAAAUUGUAAAGAUGAAUGGAUUCACGGUCGUGUCACUGGUCGUGCUCGUGAAUGCCCUGCUCCUGUUGAACUAUGCUGCAGCGGAUCAACGGAAACCGGACGUAAAGUUGAGCGCGAUCGGUGAGCUGGAAUCGUUUGACGAGAAACCAGCGUUUGAGGGCUUGUUUGACGGGCUGGAUGGAAUCCGCAUGCGACGUGCCGCUCCCGAGUCCCAGGAGCACCACGAUAACCAGCAACCGCCCGGUGGUGGUGGCCGUCGGCAGGUGUAUGCCGCUAUUCGCAACCGUCGGUCCGCCCAGGGACAGGGGCAGGAUAACGGUGGACAGGGUCAGGGCCAGGGAGGUCAGGAUGGUCAACGUGGCCCUCCGGAAGGUAAGGGACAGGGCCGUGGACAAGGCCGGAGCCGUAAUUAAUCUUGGAUCAAGCGUUCAAGUCGCAGUAGAAACGAAAAACAGUUGCACCGGUUGACUUACAUUAGUUAGUUGCAUGCACCGCUAUUAUUGCAGCAAAUCCAUCUGCGAUCUCUUAUUACUGCUUCUCGCAUUGAAAAUAAAUGAAAAAAACAAACAAAAGAAAUGAUCGAUUAAAUUAGC
Messenger RNA from Anopheles aquasalis, 631 nucleotides. RefSeq lists its product as uncharacterized. Lineage: Eukaryota; Metazoa; Arthropoda; Insecta; Diptera; Culicidae. The record is from RefSeq and is a predicted model, not a curated record.